Molecule: messenger RNA, 1713 nt
Organism: Cavenderia fasciculata
Lineage: Eukaryota; Evosea; Eumycetozoa; Acytosteliales; Cavenderiaceae
Exons: 3
Coding region: 1-1713 (570 amino acids)
Source: RefSeq, a predicted model, not a curated record
AUGAUGUUAUACUCUUAUUUAUUAUGUAUAUUUGUCUGCAUGCUGAUAGGAUUCUCUUCUGUCAGCAAUGCUCAAGAGAUAUAUCAAUUUUUUAAUCCAGCUUCAAAGUUUUGCUUACAAGGUCUAACCACAACGAUAUCUGAUGUUGAUGCAGUUCUCUGUGGAGGAAGCACUGCAAAUCAGAAAUGGAGAUACACUAUUAAUGGUCAGUUUAUCAAUGUUGCAAGCAACUUGUGUUUAGAUUUCAAUGGUCAAAAUGUCGUAUCUGUUACCUGUAGCCGCUCCAAUCCAAAUCAGUUUUGGAAUAUCAUCACAUCACCAUCUUACCCUGAUAUCUUCCAAAUUGUUAGUAGAUCGACCGGUAAAUGUGCACAAGUUUAUAAUGAUGGAAAGCUUCAUGGAUACAUGCAACCUUGUGGUGCUUUUGAUGAUCUAAAUUUUAGAUACCAAAUGUAUAGAAAAUAUCAAAGUACUUAUCUUUCACCUGUAUUCAAUAGAAAUACUAUUCCAUUGACACAAGGUGCAUUUAUUAUUGGUGAUGGGAGAGCUUUAAGCCCUGGUUUCACCUUGACCAUCAAUGAUUACAGUUUGGUGCUAACGUUUACCGGUCAAUUUGUUUUUGUCUCUCCUGCUGGAACCACUUUGUGGACGUCGGAUGGUGUCACACCACAAUACAGUUCAGUUCCUUACGGUGUAUUUGGUAAUGAUGGAAAUCUUUGUAGCUAUAGACCCGGAUACCCUUCCUAUUGUACCUAUUCACAAGGUCUUGGUGGAAUGUACUUGAAUAUUCUCCCACCAGGUUCAUACAACCGUCCUUGGGGUAUUGUGAUCCAAAACGCAGCAGGAAAGAUGGUGUGGGGUAGAUUUGGUACAAGUACAUCGAUGCCUGGAUUCUACUCAUUGAUCCCAGGUAACUUCCUCGAUUCCCAAUCAACUACAAAUAACCAAAUCGAACCUGGCCAAUUUAUCACAAAUGGUCGUGACUAUCUAACGAUAACAACAACUGGUGACAUCCAAUUUUGGGUUCAAAACCCAAAUUACCCAGGACAAUUAAAAUGGACAAAGUUAAAUAAUAAUGGUACCGGUAGAGUUGAAGGACCGUAUAUAUUGACAAUUCAAAGUGACGGUAAUUUUUGUUCAAAGAAUAAAAGAGGUGAUUUGAUUUGGUGUGGAGCUGAAAAAUCAAUUGAUUAUUCUCGUUACCUCUAUGUUCCACCAAAUGAUGGUUGGGAUGUAAAUUGGGGAUUUAUUACACAUGAUGGAAUAUCCAAUAUGGCUGCAUGGGGUCAAUUUAACGUACCUACACCAUCAUUUACCAAUUAUCUCAAACAAGGAAACACUUGGACGUCUAGCUUGAGCAAUGCCAUCAUCGUAGCCAACACAAAUACCUAUUCGCUCUUGACAACUGUACAGUUUUUCAUCUCUGAUGGAAAGGCUGUCACAUUGGUUCCUGAUUAUUCUUCUUACAGGGAAUAUACAAAAUCGGUUGGUUGGAAUAGUGUAGGUCAGUUUGUAUUCACAGUUACCAACCCAUCUACUGGAUGUGUCAAUACAUACUCGACAGAAAUACCUAGAGGGUUUAUCGAUGCCCAACCAAACUACUUGGUUUCCAUUCCAGGUAUGCCAGAAUUUGUUAUGUUAAACUCCAAUGGUCAAUUAAUUUGGAGUGGUUUACGUGAUGGUUUCACACACUCUUUGUCAAAUACUUGUUGA